UACUGCGAAGAACAACCCUUUCCCGCGUUAUCACCUUCCAAAUUUUGGUCACGAAAGAUUCAAAAGGCAAAGUAAACAAAAAUCGCGAAUCAGUUUCAGUUUCCGUGCGUAUGAGUUCAAACUCACACUAUCAAUGGCGGGUGACUCGAAGAAGCGAUGGAUGGUAACCUACACCAAACACGUCAAACAGAAACGCAAAGUCUACCAAGACGGAUUCCUAGUUCUCAACGUUUCCACUCGCAAGUUGUCGCUGUAUGAUGAAUGCGAGAAACUUUUGGAGUGUAGGUUGUUGAAGAGCGAUGAAAAUUGUUCUUCUGGUGAGAGUUUGACAUUUAAUAGUCACCUUGUUGAUAUCGGUAAUCUUGAGGGAGAAAACAAGCCUCUGCCUGAUUUGAAUGUUGAUAAGAAACAAAAGAAUGUUUCCAGAUUCAGAACUCCUGAUGUCAAAAUCAACGCAAAGGAGACUAUUACACGGACACAGAAACCUCUCAGUCCGUCACAAAAAAUUAUCAAAGAAUUUAAGAAGAGAGAGAUUCUGAAGUAUCAGUCACCAAAGAUCAGUCAGGAAACACCAAAACCUAGUACAACAGAGUGGCAAGUUCUAUACACCAGUCAAAUGACUCAGAAGGCAAAGAAGUACCAUGAUGGUUUUUUAGGACUUGUUACUGGAUCUCAGGGAGCACAGGUUAGGCUGUUUGAUGCAAACAGGAAUCUCUUAGAUAGCAGGUUCCUUAAGAAAGAUGACUUAAUAAAACCUGGUGAAUCAAUUAGAUUUGAUACAUAUUUGGUUGACAUUAGUGAGGAUCAAGAAAGUCAUCCACCAAAUUCCAUUGUUAAGGGAGGCAAUUGCACUAAUUUACAACGAAUACAAAAGAUAGACAGACAGAAGACUUCUCUUGACACUGAUACCCCUGUAAUCGUUGGAAAACAUGAAUGGCAAGUCCUAUACACAACACAAUUAACUCAAAAAGCAAAGAAGUACCACGAUGGAUUUUUACAACUAGAAUGUUGUGGAUCCCUUGGGCGGCAGGUCAUACUGUAUGAUUUGAGCAAAAGACCUUUAGAACGUAGGUUUCUAAAGAAAGACGAAGUUAUAAAAGCUGGUUCCUUAGUAUAUUUUGCUGGACAUUUAGUUGAUGUUGGAGAACCUGAGGGAAGUCAUCAAUCUCCAGUGAAGUUGAGUGAACUAGGGAGUGGUGGUGAAAAUGUUGUUAAGACACAACAAAGACAUGUACAAAAGGUUUGCCGCGAGCUCCAUCCGUCUACUGCUAAAGGACAACCUUCAAGCAGGCCCUGUCUUCGGCAAGGUGCAGGCUUAAACUCUCAUUUUGCAGUGAUAGAAGAGUUAAAAGCAAACAAGACAGUCCCAGUAGUCAAGCCUUUACAUGAUGGACAACCUUCGAGCAGGCCUUGUCUUCGUCAAGGUGCAGGCUUGAUCUCUCAUUUUGCAGUGAUAGAAGAAAUAAAAGCAAACAAUACAGUCCCCGUAGUCAAGCCUUUACAUGAUGAACAACCUCUGAGCCGGCCUUGUCUUCGGCGAGAAACAGGCUUGAACUCUCCAUUUGCCAAGAUAGAUGUAAUAAAAUCAAACAAGACAGUCGAAGCAGUCAAGCCUAUACGUGACGCCAAUCAAAUAUUGUCCUUUUUACAAGACCCUAAGCCUCAUGAAUGUUAUGUCGCAGGUAGCCGGUCUCCCAGUAGAUCAUAUCAAAAUAUUAUGGAUAGGGAAUCAACAGAGACUAUGAAACCCCCUGAUAUUAGCACUACAUCUACCAAAGCAACAUGUGUAGAUGGUAAUUUCCAGUUCACGGGGAAUGUCAAAAUGUCCCACCAGCCUUACUCAGAAAAGGAAGCUCAGGAAAAUAUCAGUGAUGCAAAUUUUGACUUAUUAUUAUCAAGUCCGGGUGGCGAUUCUUCUUGCCCUAUUUCCAAUGAAGGACAGAGUGCCGAGGAUAUCUCGAGUGAAAGAGAAGCGUUCCCAAGCUUUGACCUUGGAUUUUGACCGGCCAGCGUCUAGACAGUCAGCUAAAUUUGAUUACUAUUUGUCUAUAUUAGAAAUGAAAAAAGGAUGGAGAGCUAUGAUGGUUCAGUGGCCAAGCAACACUCCUUUGCAUCUUGCCAUUCACUUUUAUUUUUAUUUGGCAUAAUUGCAUGUUUGAUCCCUUAUGUUUAUUUAUAAAGUAUUAAAUUAAAUUU
Molecule: messenger RNA, 2196 nt
Organism: Medicago truncatula (barrel medic)
Lineage: Eukaryota; Viridiplantae; Streptophyta; Magnoliopsida; Fabales; Fabaceae
Exons: 16
Coding region: 134-2002 (622 amino acids)
Biological process (GO): double-strand break repair
Cellular component (GO): site of double-strand break; nucleus
Source: RefSeq, a predicted model, not a curated record